Molecule: messenger RNA, 1449 nt
Organism: Penicillium nucicola
Lineage: Eukaryota; Fungi; Ascomycota; Eurotiomycetes; Eurotiales; Aspergillaceae
Exons: 7
Coding region: 1-1449 (482 amino acids)
Biological process (GO): transmembrane transport
Cellular component (GO): membrane
Molecular function (GO): transmembrane transporter activity
Source: RefSeq, a predicted model, not a curated record
AUGGUGGCAGAAAAGUAUAUCCCAGAUGUGGAAUAUGCCUCAGAGGUCUCUUCUCUUCAUUUACCCCUUGAUGCGAGCCCUGAAGCUCUUGACCCUGUCCUAGAAGCCCGAGAAAAGGCGCUGGUCUGGAAACAAGAUCUGCGGAUCAUCCCUUUGUGUGCUGGUAUUUAUUUACUUUGCUAUCUUGAUCGGUCAAACAUCGGAAACGCCAAAAUCCUCAAUUCGAAUACUGGCAAUGACCUUCUCACGGAAACGAAUAUGACCUCGUAUCAAUUUACAAUCGCAUUGAUGGUUUUUCUCAUUGCAUAUGCACUGUUCGAAGUACCCUCAAAUUACUUUCUGAAGAAGCUCAAACCAAGCCGUUGGAUUGCCUUUCUCAUGCUCUCAUGGGGUGCAACAACCAUGGGUCUCGGAGGCGUGCAUAAUUAUGCACAAGUAACCGGACUACGAUUUCUACUGGGAGCCAUGGAAGCCGGUCUAUUUCCCGGGUUCGUCUACUACUUAACAUUUUGGUACCGCAAUUCUGAGCGAUCGAUCCGUGUAGCCCUGAUUCUUGCCUCGGCAACCUUGGCCGGAGCAUUUGGCGGAGCUAUCGCAUUUGGAGUGGGCCAUAUGAAUGGUGCCCAUGGUCUUUCCGCUUGGAGGUGGCUAUUCAUUAUCGAGGGGGCACCGUCAUGCGCUUCUGCCGUUCUGGUUUGGUUCUUUCUGCCAGAUUAUCCCGAGACUGCAAAAUGGCUGUCUAGCGAGGAGAAGGAGCUUGCAGAGAGCCGUUUGGCCAAGGAGGGAUCAAAAGGCUCUGCUCAUGCCAUGUCAUGGGAGGAUGCCAAGGGCACACUGACCGAUUGGAGAUUGUAUGCUCAUUAUGCGGUGUACUUUGGUAUAUCUACCCCAUUCUCGAGUCUCUCGCUUUUCACCCCAGCUAUUACUUCGGGAUUGGGGUACUCCAAUCUCCGUUCUCAGUUGAUGACUGUGCCUCCGUAUGCAGUUGCCUACGUUGUGACUGUUGCUGUGGCUUGGUCCGCGGACCAUUUCAAUAGCCGCGGUCUUCAUUCAGCUGUUUUCUCAUUCAUUGGAGCAAUGGGCUUUCUGGCAUCUGCAGUUUUGCCUGCUAGCUCUUACCAGAGUCGCUAUGGAUGUCUCAUCGUUGCAGCCAGUGGCUCCUUUGCAUGUAUUCCACCGCUACUAGGCUGGCUCUCCUCUAACCUCCGCUCAACCGCAGGCGCAGGACUUGCAAUCGCACUGAAUGUGUCAUUCGGUGCACCGGGCCAAAUUGUCGGAGUCUGGAUUUACAAAAGCGACGAGGCAAAGAAAGGGUAUCCAACUGGCCACUGGACAAAUGCUGCGUUGCUGUUGUUCGUUACAGCCGGCUGUAUCCUAUUAAGGAUAUAUUAUGGCUGGAGAAAUCGCCGUGGAGAUGGAGCCAGGGAUGGAACUAAAUUUGCAUACUGA